This is a messenger RNA of Closterium sp. NIES-67, 1496 nucleotides long. Lineage: Eukaryota; Viridiplantae; Streptophyta; Zygnematophyceae; Desmidiales; Closteriaceae. The record is from the annotation of a GenBank genome assembly.
AAUAUUUUUUAGCUACCUUCCCUCCCACUAAGAUCAGGUCCUGAUUUUCGUCGUCGCCUCUCCGCGUAUUCCGCUGCGAUCAAGAAACCCACCGGGAUCUUCCCUAAUGUCCAGUCUUCUGUCAUCAUUUGCCUCUCCCGUAGCGACCGUCUUGAAGCCCGAUCCAGCUCCUUCCUCCGCCACCGUCAGCAGCAUCGCGCCUGUUGUCACCCCUUGUCACAAUCACCACUGGUUCGCUGGUCGUCGCCCUGGUUUCUCGUCCGCUGAUCCAUCACCUCAACUUAAUCGCCUUGCCUCCUCUCACUCGAAUCCACGCCGCAGCUCCCGCCGGUUUCGCAUUGCCGCAACCACCCCCUCUUCCUCCUCCUCUUCCUCCUCCUCUUCCUCCUCCUCUUCCUCCUCCUCUUCCUCCUCCUCUUCCUCCUACUCCCUCUCCCCGUCCUCCUCUGCCGCGUUUCCUGCCGCAAUGUCUGCUGCCGACUCCCAGCCGACGCCGUCUGUGCCGGAGCGUGCCGUCCGCUUCACAGUGACCAACGGCGACGGCAACCGCCUCUCCGCGUUCCUCGUGGAGCCCGACGCGACGCUCACCGAAGCGCCGACCCGCGGGACGGCUAGUGGCGGCGGCGGCGUUAGUAGCGUAGCGGAUGGGAGCGCCAAAGUGGUGGUCUUAUGCCAUGGAUUCCGGUCCACGAAGCUGAGCUCGACGGUGCAGAAGCUGUCGGACGCCAUUCUGGCCGCAGGAUUCGCCACUGUGAGAUUCGACUUUUCGGGCAAUGGGGAGAGCGACGGUGCGUUUGCGACGGGCAAUUACCGACACGAGGCGGCUGACCUGCAGUGCGUGGUGGAGUGGGUGAGGGCGCAGGGCAGGCACGUGGAGGCAGUCAUCGGGCACAGCAAAGGUGGCAACUGUGUGGUGCUGUAUGCAUCCUUGUACCAGGAUGUGCCCAAGGUCAUCAACGUGAGUGGCCGCUACGACCUCUCAAGGGGCAUCAGGGAGCGCUUUGGGGAGGAGGGAAUGGCAAAGCUGGAGGAGGAAGGGCAGCUGACCCAGCAGGAUAAAUACGGCUCCUACGUUGUGACGAAAGAAAGCAUUCAGGAGCGUCUGGCAACGGACAUGGCUGCCGCAUCACGCGCCAUCCCAACAUCCUGCAGUGUGUAUACCAUCCAUGGAUCCGAAGACGCCGUAGUGCCAGUCGAAGAUGCAAGCUCGUUCCAUGCAGCCAUUCCUAACCAUGGCCUCUGCAUCAUUGAGGGUGCUUGCCAUAACUUCAGGCUGCAUGGUAGGGACUUGGGUGAAGCAGCUGUUGCCUUCCUCCUUGAUAAGCCUUCGUAGUUGAUCGAUUAUGAGCACCAUCCUUCAAUAGAAUGCCUAUUAUAUGGUGUUUGAUUGAGAUUGACGAGAAGUACUGAAACUGUUGCUGAUGCGAUGGAUAGUAUCGGGGAAAGGACUUCCAGUGCGACCAUCACUUACUGUUUAGCGAUUUGCUGAUUGACUC